GCUCCUCUUCCACUCUGAACAACACUCCGUUUGGGGAAAAUUUGAUUUGGGUAUUGCCAGCUGAAAGAGUUGUUUGAAAUGAGUUUUGUCUUCCGAGGGGGUAGGGGAGAUAUUGAAAGUGGAUUUUCAGAAUAUGUUCCCGAAAGAACCUCCAUGAGGGUUCAUCCAGCUAGGCCAGUUAAUAGCAAUUCUCUAGCUUUUCUUAUUACAGUUAUUUUGAUAUUCAUGAUAUUAAACUCCCCUCAGAUGUUACAUCAUUUUUUGCUCUGGGUUGUACUGGCUAUCUUUGUGAUGGCUACAAGUCUGAGGAUGUAUGCAACUUGUCAACAGCUUCAAGCACAGACCAGGAUUCAUGCUGCUGCAGCCUCUGGGUUGCUUGGCCAUACUGAAUUCCGUCUUCACAUGCCGUCCUCGAUUGCAAUUGCAACUCGAGGAAGAUUGCAGGGACUUAGACUUCAGCUUGCACUUCUUGACCGUGAAUUUGAUGAGCUAGAUUAUGACACUUUGAGAGCUCUAGACUCUGAUACUGCUUCGAGUACUCAUUCAAUGACGGACGAAGAGAUAAAUGCCUUGCCUAUUCACACAUAUAAAGUUCCAGCUCCUACAAAAGAUGGCUCAGCUGGUUUGGCAUCCUCUUCAGGUGCAGCUGAGAUUAAACAGGAAUGUGGAGGAACAGAGGCAGGUAUCAUCAAAGGUCCAGAAGAUGAGUUGACAUGUACUAUAUGCUUAGACCAAGUCAAAAGAGGGGAGCUUAUUCGUAGUUUGCCAUGCUUGCAUCAGUUUCAUGCCAAUUGCAUUGAUCCAUGGCUCCGGCAACAAGGAACAUGUCCUGUGUGCAAAUUUAGAAUAGGGUCGAUAAGUGGUGGAAGCAGGGAGAGCGAGACCAACGGUUCAGAUAUUGUGUAGCGUUAUUCAUAUAUGGCUAUAAACUGCACUUUUUCUUAUGUACAAGUAUGUAUAUAUUAUUUGGUAUUGGCGUAUACACUAAGCUUGGCAUGAGUAUAAGAAGAAUGCAGACCAUGUUUAGCCACUUCACCUAACAAAAAGGGUGUAGCCUCUGUAUCCACAAAAUUUCUUAGAUUUUCCGUAACAUGCUUAUUACUUGAUGUAUAUAUAAUAUAGCAAUGACAUUGAU
Molecule: messenger RNA, 1135 nt
Organism: Abrus precatorius (Indian licorice)
Lineage: Eukaryota; Viridiplantae; Streptophyta; Magnoliopsida; Fabales; Fabaceae
Product: E3 ubiquitin-protein ligase SDIR1-like
Exons: 9
Coding region: 79-906 (275 amino acids)
Source: RefSeq, a predicted model, not a curated record